AUGAAGACCACAGUUUAUGCAUUUUUAUUCGCCUUGAGCUAUGCUGCUGAUAUUCCCGAAGUUUGUUAUCCAUCAGUAGUUCGUCACAGGAUUGACUCAGUCUUCCCAACAUCACGGUUGUUUUGUGUAACAAAAUUAAACGAUGAGUUGGAGUACGGUGGGGUAGAAAUAGUGAGUGAUGGUGAACAGUGGAGUCUGUUUUCUAAAUCCAGAAUGUUAGAAGAAGAAGAAACUUCUUCUGACGACAAUGGGGAUUCUUUAUAUUUCGGAAAUUCGUCUGGAAUUAGGCUUUUCAAACUGCCUGCAGCCAUAUCUGAUUCAGAUUUCUGUACUGGAACGCAAAAUGUAGAGAUAGAGAAGAAUUUAACGGUCCACUGUAAACCACUCUCCACAUAUGAUAUGUUAUCUCAAUGCACAGAAAACAGUUUCAUCAAUGCACUUUCGUUGUUUGGAAAUGGCGAAUUCGUUGAUAAAUCAGAGAAUAAAACUUUGGCGAUUCCAAGAAUUGCAGCUGAACAAAUGAGAGCUCCAGUUUGGAAUGGCUCAGCAUGCAACGAUGUUCUAGUAUCAGCAAAUAUAGUUUUUCGUAUGAAUCAGACUGAAGUCAACGACGUAGUAGUCCAAGUAGAAUAUGGAAAUUUGCCUGGGAAUGUAGACACUAACUGGUUUCAACAAGACUUUUCGAUUUUUUGGAUUCGGAUGAUUCAGUCAAAUGAAGACGAAAAAGAAACAAACAAGUCAAGUUCUGGAGCAGGUUACAAAGCUGGUGACCAAAUUUACCGUAUGCAGGGUUCUUCGCCGGUUCCUUUUGCUAUUCCAACUUUAGAAGAAUGUUAUUCUUCAUCCGUGAAACCAUCUCCAGUUCUGUUCCUCAGACCAAUGAUAUCUGUAUGCACAAUCAGAACAACAAAUUGCGAGGAUGCUCGAUCAAAAGCAAAAGCAUUCUACGAACAAGUAUAUCCUUCUGAACUAGUCUCGUCGAUAUCAGAAGACGAGCAUUCAGCAGCCGUUGAAAGAGUGAAUGUGACUUGGGAAGAUAUAUUCCUCUCAACGUUUCCUUACAGUUAUCACCUUCUUCUUCAUCAUGCCGCUUACCCGUAUCCUCACUUCUUCAAAUUUAUCACUCAAAACAGGGCUCUACAAAAAAUUAUCGAGAAGUAG
This is a messenger RNA of Caenorhabditis briggsae, 1161 nucleotides long. RefSeq names its product Protein CBR-TCTN-1 (gene Cbr-tctn-1). The transcript has 5 exons. The record is from RefSeq and is a predicted model, not a curated record. The coding region runs from base 1 to 1161 and encodes 386 amino acids. Gene Ontology annotation, cellular component: ciliary transition zone. Gene Ontology annotation, biological process: cilium assembly. Lineage: Eukaryota; Metazoa; Nematoda; Chromadorea; Rhabditida; Rhabditidae.